Molecule: messenger RNA, 851 nt
Organism: Trichomycterus rosablanca
Lineage: Eukaryota; Metazoa; Chordata; Actinopteri; Siluriformes; Trichomycteridae
Gene: tmem125b
Product: transmembrane protein 125b
Exons: 2
Coding region: 101-703 (200 amino acids)
Source: RefSeq, a predicted model, not a curated record
GUUAUUGGAUUCUAAUGGAUACAAACACAGAGGAAAUGGAGUAAAGCGAAUUGCUGAUCUAAAGAAGGAAUGACAAGUGUGAAAAGUUAUAUGGUUUGAGAUGUCUGAGCCCACGUUCCUGCGUCAGCAGGUGGAAAUGCAGGUGGAGUUUUGGUGGUUUGCUGAGCCUUGUAUGUCCCUGCUCUGCUACUCCUCUUCAGUUGCCUUGGUGCUUAGCCUUGGCAUAGGCGGUGUGGCACUCCUGUCCUCGGCCAGCUCCUCAGCAGCAUCCUCUGCCAUAUGGCGCCUCACCGUGGGCUCUGCACUUUGCCUCCUUGCACUGGUUCUUGUCCUUAAGCAGCUGCUUAGCUCAGCUGUUCAGGACAUGGGUUGUGUGCACAAUUACAGACGCAUCAUGCAGCUGCGCAGUGGAGGAAGCACUGACCCUCUUUUGAUGCUAGCUGUUGGAUUGGCACUGAUGUUGUGUGGUGUUACAGUGCUGCUGGGAUUGGGUACAUCAGACAUGCUGCUGUGUGGGAUGCUUCUCCUGUCCUGUGGAAGUGCUGUGGUGCUGAGUGUGGUGGUCUAUGGUGUGGUAGUAUAUGUGUGGGGACGGAGGGAAAGGAGAAGGAGGAUACCAAGGAGGGUGAGAGUGUAUACAGUGUCCAGACAGAGAAGUCAUAUGUGGAGAGACUCAGCUUUUAGUCAAGCUGGUUUGAUAUGAGAGGAAUCACCAAAGGCUUUUUGGACAUGAUUAAUGCAAGUACAAAUUUUAAACACUAAAGUAUUUGCAUCGUUUUUGUUUUCUAUUUAGAAUUUGGGAAUUGACUUCCAAUAAAUGUCCCUUUGAAAACAUAAAUAAUCCAGUACCA